Alternaria alternata is the source of this 1313-nucleotide messenger RNA. Its product is annotated as aldo-keto reductase family 1 member C13. The transcript has 3 exons. Gene Ontology annotation, molecular function: oxidoreductase activity, acting on NAD(P)H as acceptor. The record is from RefSeq and is a predicted model, not a curated record. NCBI's taxonomy places the organism in Eukaryota, Fungi, Ascomycota, Dothideomycetes, Pleosporales, Pleosporaceae. The coding region runs from base 309 to 1202 and encodes 297 amino acids.
CAACGAUGCAAAUCCCGAGUUCAGAGGUGGGCUAACAACAUGCACAACAAACAUCGGGCUCCGGGGCACGGCGAACGUGGUGACGUCGCUUGCCAGCAUCGUAACCCCACCUUCGGCAUUGAAACACGCGCAGCUAUCAAGGAUCACGUAACACAACUUAACUUGAUCAAUAUCACACUAUAGCCUACUUGAUGCUCAAAUACUCAAGAAGCAUCAACUCUUACCUUCGACGUCAGCUCAGCCUCAAUCACACUUCGUCACACUGCCCAAGAUUACCCCUCCUACCAUUAACACAGGCAUUCGCAACAAUGGCCAACCUCAACAUCACCAUUCCUAAGUUGAAACUCAACGACGGAACCUCAAUGCCAAUGCUCGGCUAUGGUACCGGCACCGCCUGGUUCAAGACUGGAGAGGAAAGCAAGAUAGAUCAGGCUAUCAUUGAUUCAGUCAAGAUCGCAACCAAGUUGGGGUACACUCAUCUUGACGGUGCAGAGGUCUACAAGACCGAGACUGAACUCGGCACAGCCAUCAAAGAAAGUGGUGUCCCGCGUGAGAAGUUGUACGUUACUACCAAGGUGAACAAUGACAACAUCAACAACAUUGCUGGAGCUAUCAAGACCAGCUUGGAGAAGUUGCAACUAGAUUACGUCGAUCUGUACCUCAUUCACCAGCCCUGGUUCGCAGGCUCAGACGAAGACCUCCAGAGAGCAUGGGCAGACAUGGAAGCCGUGCAAGCGUCUGGUCUCGCGAAAUCCAUUGGCGUCUCCAACUACCUUCCCAGCCAUCUUGCCGCAACUCUCAAGACUGCCAAAGUCAAACCCGUGUGCAAUCAGAUCGAGCUCCACCCUUAUUUGCAACGCCCGGAGCUUCUGGAAUUCCACAAGCAGAACGGCAUCGCCACGACCGCCUACGCGCCUCUAACUCCUGCUACCAAGGCCAAGCCUGGCCCACUGGACGAUUACGUGGAGAAGCUGACGAAGAAAUAUGCGGUAAGCGAGAAUGAAAUCUACCUCAGGUGGUGCAUGGAUCAGGACAUUGUGCCGAUCACGACAAGCGGGAAGGAGCAGAGACUGAGUGAUUAUCUGAGGGCAACUACGUUCAAGUUGACACCAAGGGAGGUCAAGGACAUCAACGAGAUCGGACAGAACAAGCACUUCCGCGGAUUCUGGAACCAUGUCUUCAAGGGUGACGAUCGGUCGUAGUAGAGUCUCUAUUGAGCAGCACGUAGAUUUGGCCGACGCAGAGCUCUGAGCCUAUAUUAGUAUACAAAGCAGUGGUUAACCAGGGUAUCUCAUAUCGCUGUACAUGUCCAU